UGCCAUGACCUUCAUCUUCACAGCCGUGCUCUAUCUGGGGCUGAAUCUGGGCCAAGAGACCUCGGGGUUGGAAGGGAAUCCCCACAAGCCAACCCUCAGUGUUCAGCCAGGAUCAUUGGUUGCCAGAGGGAAGCAGGUUACCAUCUUAUGUGAGGUGACGACAGGGGCCCAGGAAUACCGUCUUUUUAAAGAGGGGGGUCCACAUCCUUGGCGCACAAAGAACACUCCGAAGGCCACAAACAAGGCUCACUUCUUGAUCUCAUCAAUUGAACAACAACAUGGAGGGAUAUACCGCUGUUACUAUAAGACCCCUUCAGGGUGGUCAGAGCACAGUGAUCCUCUAGAGCUUGUAGUGACAGGACUCUAUAGUAAACCCAGCCUAUCCAUCCAGACCAGCACUGUGGUGACCUCAGGGGAGACUGUGACCCUUCAGUGUGUCUCACAACUGGGAUUUAACAGGUUUGUUCUGACUAAGGAAGGAGAACAGAAGCCGUCCUUGAUCCGGGACUCAGAGUUUAUAAACUCUACUGGGCAAUUCCAGGGCCUGUUUCCUGUGGGCCCUGUGAUCCUCAGCCAGAAGUGGAUGUUCAGAUGUUAUGGCUAUUAUGUCAACAGCCCCCAGGUGUGGUCAGAACCCAGCGAUCUCUUGGAAAUACAUGUGUCAGAAGCAGCUCAGCCCCUCGGGCUAUCACCAAACAUAUCACACCCCAAGACAGUUUCACAGCACCAGGAUUACACGAUGGAGAAUCUCAUCAGGAUGGGGGUGUCAGUCUUCAUUCUUGUGAUUCUUGGCAUUCUGCUGUUUGAAGCUCAGCAUAGCCAAAGACGGACACAACAUGCAGCCGGAAGAGAAAGCAGUACAUUUUUCAUGGUUGCAGAGACCUGGGGAUAAGUCUAAGGAUCUCAGGUGGUUCUGUAAGAAAAAUCUGGGACUAUAGUGGGGAACCAUUUUCAGAGAACAUACAAGGGAGGAAAAGUGAUUUGAGCAUAGGGAAGCACCUGGGUAGUCUGGUGGAAAGGUCUUCUAUAGCCAAUCAUUUGGCUAUCUCUUCACCUUGAUGUAUAUGUUAGCUGACAGUCUUCUCUCUCUUUCCACCUCCAAUAAAGAGGAAGGAACAGUCCUGUUUCAUCGGUCAGGUUUGGGUCCUAAUUUUGUGUAUCUUCUGCCUUCCCCCUUUUCCUUUAUUAUAU
Messenger RNA from Rattus rattus (black rat), 1191 nucleotides. RefSeq names its product leukocyte immunoglobulin like receptor A5 (gene Lilra5). Bases 5 to 892 code for a protein of 295 amino acids. The record is from RefSeq and is a predicted model, not a curated record. Lineage: Eukaryota; Metazoa; Chordata; Mammalia; Rodentia; Muridae. The transcript has 6 exons. Gene Ontology annotation, biological process: cytokine-mediated signaling pathway. Gene Ontology annotation, molecular function: inhibitory MHC class I receptor activity.